Messenger RNA from Heterobilharzia americana, 813 nucleotides. The record is from the annotation of a GenBank genome assembly. Lineage: Eukaryota; Metazoa; Platyhelminthes; Trematoda; Strigeidida; Schistosomatidae.
AUGAAUUUAUCAUCUGAAGAAAGGCAGGAAGCGAAGAAGCGGAUUGAAAAGAAGCGCUCACUUUACUUCGAGGUCGUUUGUUGCCUGGGGUAUAUAGCGUGUCGUUCGUGGAUAAUCGCUGGUUUCCCAAAGCAAAUUCGAAGUCGUGAGAUUUUGACGGCACGAAUGAGUAUCAAAGAAGGUUAUCUUGCCACGUAUAAUGGUGUUCAGUUGAUGGGAUGGGCAUACAUACUGUCUUUGUACAUAUCUGAGUCAUUUAUUAGGAAGAAUUGGUUUAAACCCAGUACGCAGGUAGAUGUUCUUUUGCGUCUGUUUCAAUCGCUAGCUAUCAUGGAGGUAAUUCAUGCUGCUAUAGGAUUAGUUAGAUCUUCUGUCAUCACAACUCUAAUGCAGAUAUCUUCUCGAUUAUUGGUAGUAUGGGGUAUUUUGUACAUCAUACCGGAAGCAACAAAUAGUAAUUUUGGUGUGCCGCUAAUAGUUAUAUCAUGGUCGAUUGCGGAAAUGGUUCGAUACACAUACUAUAUGGCAGAUAUUUGUGGUGUGAAGUUGUACUUCUUAACAUGGCUAAGGUAUUCAGCAUUCAUGGUUUUAUACCCAACUGGGAUCUCUGGGGAAGUCCUGCUAAUGGUGAGUGGAAUAAAAAGACUGAAAGAAACUGGUAAAUACUCAGUUGAUCUUCCAAACGCUUCAAACUGUUCCUUCAGUUAUCUGAUCGCUCUAGUGGUUACACUUGUGAUCUACAUUCCGGGAUCAAAGGUCAUGUAUACACACAUGUUACGCCAAAGGAAGAAGACAAUACAAAAGAGUGACUGA